AUGAAGAUCCAGACAAACAUCCUCCUCCUGUUGGUGUGCAUAUUGGGCAUUCUUGGUGUCUGUCGAGGAGGCAGCCUGAGGAAGAAUUUCUAUAAGAAAACAUGUCCACGCGCAGAGAUUAUUGUCAAGAAUGUCACUUGGGCACAUGUCUCCACCAAUCCCAACUUGCCGGCAAGGCUGCUCAGAUUGCAUUUCCACGACUGUUUUGUUAUGGGUUGCGAUGCAUCGGUUUUAUUGAAUUCAACAGCAAAUAACGUCGCAGAGAAGGACGCAAUACCAAACUUUUCUUUGUUAGGUUACGAUGUUAUUGACGACAUUAAAGCCAAAGUUGAGAAGGAAUGUCAAGGAGUUGUAUCUUGUGCUGAUAUCGUGGCUUUGGCUGCUAGAGACUCUGUUUCCUUCCAGACGUUAAAACCUUUCAACUAUACCGCAGCUAAAAGCUCAGGUCCUGAGCAAAUCUCUCUAGAUCCAGAAUUUAACCGAGAAGUUGAUGAAGAAGAAAAGCAAGAGCAAUUGAUACCUAGCACUGGGAACUCGACCCGGGAUCUCGACCUCGAAUUCCACAGGCAGACCCAGAAAGCCAUUGAAGCGGUCGAAGGUCACGUGUGUGAUGUGCUGGACGUUGGUGGGCCACCCGAUUUCCAUGUGAUGAACGGUGGACAUCACAUCGUCUCCCCUAUCGACCCGGCAAGCCACCAUGGAUUUCCUCAGCGCCGCGACGAGAACCGCCACCAGCGAGAGCUGAACUUUAUGUUUUGUGCUGUAAAAGCUUUUUGCUCUGAUAUAGAGGAUUCUGAAAUGAAGAUCCAGACAAACAUCCUCCUCCUGUUGGUGUGCAUAUUGGGCAUUCUUGGUGUCUGUCGAGGAGGCAGCCUGAGGAAGAAUUUCUAUAAGAAAACAUGUCCACGCGCAGAGAUUAUUGUCAAGAAUGUCACUUGGGCACAUGUCUCCACCAAUCCCAACUUGCCGGCAAGGCUGCUCAGAUUGCAUUUCCACGACUGUUUUGUUAUGGGUUGCGAUGCAUCGGUUUUAUUGAAUUCAACAGCAAAUAACGUCGCAGAGAAGGACGCAAUACCAAACUUUUCUUUGUUAGGUUACGAUGUUAUUGACGACAUUAAAGCCAAAGUUGAGAAGGAAUGUCAAGGAGUUGUAUCUUGUGCUGAUAUCGUGGCUUUGGCUGCUAGAGACUCUGUUUCCUUCCAGUUCCAAAAACCAAUGUGGGAAGUGCUUACAGGAAGAAGAGAUGGCAAUGUUUCACAAAACGCAUCAGCCUUAGCAAACCUUCCACCACCUUUCUUUAACGUCACCCAGCUCAUGCAAAACUUUGCCAGCAAAAAUCUUAACUUGCAUGACCUCGUCGUAUUAUCAGGUGCGCACACUAUUGGAAUAGGUCAUUGCAUAGCGCUCACCAACAGGCUCUACAAUUUCACUGGGAAAGGUGACCAAGACCCUUCUCUGGACUCCACCUAUGCCGAAAUAUUGAAGAAAAAAUGCCCCAACCCCAAUGACAUAACAACAACAGUAGAAAUGGACCCCGGAAGCUUUCAAAACUUUGACAGCAACUACUACAAUAUCCUUCUGCAGAAUAAGGGUCUCUUCCAAUCCGACGCGGCUCUUUUGAAAAACAAGCAGGCCAAAAAAAUUGUCCAAGAACUGGUUAGCCAAACCAAGUUCUUCACAGAAUUUGCACAGUCAAUGAAGCGAAUGGGAGCCAUUGAGGUCCUUACUGGAACUGCUGGGGAGAUUAGGAAGCAAUGUUGGAAGGUCAAUUCUUAA
This is a messenger RNA of Corylus avellana, 1776 nucleotides long. NCBI's taxonomy places the organism in Eukaryota, Viridiplantae, Streptophyta, Magnoliopsida, Fagales, Betulaceae. The record is from RefSeq and is a predicted model, not a curated record.